AUGCUUACACGAGUUGAUCCUACCAACACAAUUCUAGUCACUUACUUGCAAACCAUCGAUACUUCUGUUGAAACUAGAGUUCUUUUGGAAAGAGAAAAAGAGACAAAGUCUAAGUGUUUGAAGAAGACUACUGCUGAAUCUUCUGAGAAACAAGUCAAAGAAUCUAAAUCUACAAAGAGUCCGAAGAAGUUACCGAUUACAGAACCAGAGCCAACAAAACCCGAAGUUUCGCAUCAAGGACUUCUCUUUUGUGAGAUUCCUGCACCUGCUUCACCAUCUUCUAAGAUGCGAAGGGAAACUGAUAUGGGCAAACACAUAUCAAAGAACAAGAAGAAAAGUAAGGUGAUCAUCUCCUCUGAGUCUACCGCUGAUGAAAAUGAAACAGUUCCAGAAACUCCAGAAGCCGAUCUUCAGAAAUAA
Lactuca saligna is the source of this 420-nucleotide messenger RNA. The record is from the annotation of a GenBank genome assembly. NCBI's taxonomy places the organism in Eukaryota, Viridiplantae, Streptophyta, Magnoliopsida, Asterales, Asteraceae.